GAAACAGAGAUUGCUUAAACAAAGAGAGAAAGAAAGAAAAAAAAAAGCUCAAAGAACUCAAAAAGAAGAAAGAUGUAUCAUCAAGAACAACAUCCUGUCGGUGCUCCUCCUCCCCAAGGUUAUCCUCCUAAGGACGCUUACCCUCCGGCCGGUUAUCCUCCAGCCGGCUAUCCGCCGCCGGGAUAUGCUCAGGGAUACCCUGCUCAAGGUUAUCCUCCGCCCCAAUACUCUCAAGCUCCCCAGCAGAAGCAAAACGCCGGUAUGCUUGAAGGCUGUUUGGCUGCGCUCUGUUGUUGCUGUCUCUUGGAUGCUUGUUUCUGAUCGGAGGAUUUACAGCUUUGCCUCUGUCAACAAACUCCAUUUCUUAUAUGUAAUGUAAUGUUCAAAGACAUAGAUUUUGUUGUAUGGUUCAACAAUCUCUCUUAUGUCGUUAUCUCCUUUCAAUUCGACUGUCUUUAAAUUUGGUA
This is a messenger RNA of Capsella rubella, 467 nucleotides long. RefSeq names its product cysteine-rich and transmembrane domain-containing protein WIH1. The record is from RefSeq and is a predicted model, not a curated record. The transcript is spliced from 3 exons. Gene Ontology annotation, cellular component: plasma membrane. Bases 73 to 321 code for a protein of 82 amino acids. NCBI's taxonomy places the organism in Eukaryota, Viridiplantae, Streptophyta, Magnoliopsida, Brassicales, Brassicaceae.